AUGGCAGAUGAGGACGCCCUCGAGGCAGUCGCCAAUGGCGGGUCGAUGGAUGUAGAGAAAUGGGCUGGCAUGGUUGCAUCGCUGCUCGAGCGACUAGAUUACAUUGUUCAUAACGUGUUUCCCAUGCCGCGAGUCCCUCCAGCCGCUUCUUUUGGCCCGCAGUAUUUCCCACAACAGUCCCCCCAGAGUGCGGCCACGAAUUCCUUCCCGCUCGCAAGCAGCAACAAAGAAAAUGCAUCACCGGUCGAUCCCCAGGCAUCUCGAGCCCCUCAGACGGGCACACCUCCUCCCUUGAGCGAGCGAAUGCCGGACUCACAGCCUCAGUCAUCUAACGACCAAGCAAACAACACGCUUCCACCACCUCUCGCAUUUCUAUUGACUACCAUUCGGUCCUCAAUCAAUUCCUUCUUCACAGAAAAGCCCCCGCAUACAAUCCAGAGACUCGCGGAGCUGAUCCUGCGGCCGACGGCACACUAUAGAACCUUACCGGCAUAUCUUCGUGCUCUGGACAGGGUUGUUUCUGUGACCAGCAGCGCAGACGUGUUUCCCUUCCAGACGCAGACGAGUACGGCUGGGCCGAAUGGGAUUCUGCAUGCAGGCGGUGCCGGUAGUACCUAUUUGGCCACUGACGCCUUUGGAGGAGACGAAUCUCUGGGAGGUGCACUACUUACCCCUAUUCCGUGGUUGACGAAUGCAUCCUUCGAGAGCGAGGACGGUAGUGCAUUGGAGGACGCCACUGGAGAGGCGAUAACUGCACAGCCUCCAGAUGCCGAGGUUGACGGCACGACAGGCGCCGCAGAGAACGAGGAUUCCGCUGCUGCUGUCGUUUCCUCCCCACCGCCUGACCAAUCUGAAGAAGUUCCACACGCCCGUGGUCCUCCAGUUGUCGGUGUCAAGGACAUGGGUCUGCAAGACGGAAAGGGCGUGGAGAUGAACCUGGGCGAUCAUGGAGCGGCAGCGGAUUCUCAGGGCACCGACGGCGCCAACGACUCUGCUUCGAGCGCGACCGAACCUCAAAACACUGGCGAUUCAGCCACCGCUGAUAAGGACGGCGACAUUGUUCUUGAUGACAGUAAACCCAGAGAGGGAGAAGAAUCUAAGACAGAGGCUUCUUCUGCUGAAUCAAAGCCUGAGGAGAAGGAAGCCGAGUCAGCGGAGACGGAGAAGAAAGAUUAA
Penicillium lagena is the source of this 1176-nucleotide messenger RNA. RefSeq lists its product as uncharacterized. The transcript is spliced from 4 exons. Gene Ontology annotation, biological process: protein dephosphorylation. NCBI's taxonomy places the organism in Eukaryota, Fungi, Ascomycota, Eurotiomycetes, Eurotiales, Aspergillaceae. Gene Ontology annotation, molecular function: protein phosphatase regulator activity. The record is from RefSeq and is a predicted model, not a curated record. Gene Ontology annotation, cellular component: protein phosphatase 4 complex; cytoplasm; nucleus. The coding region runs from base 1 to 1176 and encodes 391 amino acids.